Molecule: messenger RNA, 4853 nt
Organism: Anopheles bellator
Lineage: Eukaryota; Metazoa; Arthropoda; Insecta; Diptera; Culicidae
Gene: wdb
Product: serine/threonine-protein phosphatase 2A 56 kDa regulatory subunit epsilon isoform
Exons: 7
Coding region: 439-2112 (557 amino acids)
Biological process (GO): signal transduction; protein dephosphorylation
Cellular component (GO): protein phosphatase type 2A complex; nucleus; cytosol
Molecular function (GO): protein phosphatase activator activity
Source: RefSeq, a predicted model, not a curated record
AAGUCAUCAGUUUGUGCUCAGUAUAGUUAUGUGGUGCAUAGUGUUAUUGUAGUAAAAGGGAUAAGAAUACUAAACUUGCACCUUUCGCGACGACUUUGAAGCGUGUGUUUCUAAAUACGAUUGAUAGUACUAGUAGUGGAAACUAAUCCCUCCAACAUUUUUGACUUCUGAUGUAGGUCGUGCUAGUGCGUUAAGUGUGUGAGAUAGCUCGUGUGGGGCGCCCUCAUCAACAUCUAGAGUGAACCCGACGGAGUGUAUGCUGCAGCUUGCGACGCUGGUGGCGACCACUACUAAACUCAUUUGAACAUCUUGUUGACUAGCUAGUGCACGAAGGGCUCCUGCAGACAACACGAAAAAAGAUCCAAAUAAUUCAUAAAGCAGAAGUAAAAUAUAGAAGCACAGCGGAACAACAUAGCACUGCAACCUGCAGGCCAAACAAUGUCGGCUGGGACCUUCGUAGAUCGAAUCGAUCCGUUUGCCAAACGCUCGCUCAAGAAGAAAAGCAAAAAAUCUCAGGGCUCAUCACGCUACAGGAAUUCACAAGAUGUCGAACUGCAACAGUUGCCAUCACUCAAAGUGGAUUGUUCCAGCUUAGAGCAAGAGGAGUUGUUUAUCCGCAAGCUGCGACAAUGUUGCGUGUCUUUCGAUUUUAUGGAUCCCUUGUCGGAUCUGAAGGGGAAAGAAAUCAAGCGGGCCGCCCUAAACGAUCUGUCAGCGUAUAUCACACAUGGCCGUGGCGUACUGACGGAGAAUGUCUAUCCGGAGAUUAUCAAAAUGAUAUCGGUUAAUUUGUUUAGAACCCUGCCGCCUAGCGAAAACCCUGACUUCGAUCCUGAAGAGGAUGAUCCCACCUUAGAAGCUUCUUGGCCCCAUCUGCAGCUGGUGUAUGAAGUUUUUCUUCGGUUUCUUGAAUCAGCCGACUUCCAGGCAACAUUCGGAAAGAAAGUCAUUGACCAGAAAUUUGUACUACAGCUUUUGGAACUGUUUGAUUCCGAAGACCCGAGGGAACGCGACUUUCUGAAAACCGUGUUGCAUCGUAUCUAUGGGAAAUUCUUAGGAUUACGUGCUUUUAUUCGUAAGCAAAUUAAUAAUAUAUUCCUACGUUUUAUAUACGAAACGGAGCACUUCAACGGUGUCGGCGAGCUCUUGGAGAUUUUGGGAAGUAUAAUCAACGGUUUUGCUCUACCGUUGAAGGCAGAACAUAAACAGUUUUUGGUGAAGGUUCUGUUGCCAUUACACAAGGUAAAAGUGCUGUCCCUAUACCAUGCGCAACUCGCUUAUUGCGUGGUGCAGUUCCUCGAGAAGGACGCCUCCCUGACCGAACCAGUAGUGCGGGGUUUAUUGAAAUUCUGGCCAAAGACAUGCUCGCAGAAGGAGGUGAUGUUUCUAGGGGAGAUCGAAGAGAUACUGGACGUGAUUGAGCCGCCACAGUUUGUCAAAAUACAGGAGCCGCUGUUCCGACAAAUCGCCAAGUGCGUUUCCAGUCCCCACUUCCAGGUGGCCGAGCGAGCACUCUACUUCUGGAACAAUGAAUAUGCAAUGUCGCUGAUCGAGGACAACAAUGCCGUUAUAAUGCCAAUUAUGUUCCCAGCGCUCUACCGGAUCAGCAAGGAGCACUGGAACCAGACGAUUGUUGCAUUGGUCUACAACGUUCUGAAAACUUUUAUGGAAAUGAAUUCGAAGUUGUUCGACGAACUAACAGCAAGCUAUAAGGCGGAGCGGCAGAAAGAAAAGCGACGGGAACGAGAGCGCGAAGAGCUGUGGAAGCGUCUGAAUGAGCUCGAGAUAUCGUCCCGUGCGCCAAAUAAGGAUCAAAAUCAGCUCGCCAAUCAGUCGGCGGGAGGGCUAAUACAGGACAACACGCCGCUGGUUGGUGGCACCGGCAAUGUGCAGCUAAAUCCCAACCAGCUAACAUCACCGACCGUUACAUCAACAUCAUCAUCCUCGUCGCCCUCGUCGGCAAAUUCGACUGGCAAUAACAAUAACAAUAGUAGCGCAGGCGGCAUCAGCUCUCAGCCUCCGGGGUCCGCUGGUGGUACCGGUUCCGCCAAUGCACUCUCCGGCACCUCCCAGCAGCAUAACUCGUCUGCGGUCGAGGCGGGGGCCAAGUGAUGUACUGAAUAAUAUUUUUUCUAAAAUCACCAACUUCAGUGACAUGCAUACCAAGGUACAGCAACACGCACGAACACGCAGCUACUACACACAUGAAUAUCAUGUACACUGACCGGCAAGCCAAAAGGGAAACACAUGAAAAGAAAGCGGCUCACGACCAUCUCGCCUCUCAACAUUUGUAGUACGAUAUACUAACAUUCGAUCGUUAAAUGAACGUAAUAAUAUUAUCACGAAAAAAAGCAAAUUCAAUCAUUCUAAACAAAGGCAUUAAUUACCCUAUUGUUAAACACAAAACAAAACUAGUGGCGAAUAAAACUAGUGGAAACAAGAUGCAAAGGCAAGUACACAGGAUAAUAAUGCAAAAACAAAUAUGAUAAGAUUCGAUAUGCCUCCCCCUGGGUGCGAAUGGUAAAUAUCGAAUCAUAUAGCCUAAAUGCAGCUGCCGGAGUGUGGUUUGCGUUAAAGUGUUUCGAUGCAAUCCCUUUCUCGCCUUACCGACUUUUCUUGCUUGUUGCGAUUGGUUCAAUCAUUCAGUGUGUGGUGGAAAUAUUACUUCAUCUUGCCCGUGAUUGGCGUUAUAGAAACUAUGUUUGUAACAUAUCUACUUACCAGCCUUUUCUAUCGUUAUUGAUGGGGAGAACGUAAAGUGUCAGAGCCUUGUAUUUCACUCGGAAAACAGUCAAAAACGUUCCGAUCGUUAAGGGGGUUAUACUAUGUGUUUGCGAGAGCCGUACAAUAUGGCGAAUGGUUAGGUGUACAUACGACAAAGUGCUAAACCGUGUUUUUUCGAAGAGUGCUCCUUCGUUUAUUUGUAACAUUCUUUCUUGUUCCGAAGAAAUUAAAACCAACCGGCAGCUGCUAUUUGUGGCUUGUUGUUUAAAAUCAUCGCUCAAUCAUUCGAACGAUUCGCUCCAACGGCUUGCUCGCCGUUCAAACCAACAAAAGUACUUCUCGUGAUAACCUCUCUAAAACCAGUUCAGACAACUUUGCAUUCAUUUUCGUUUUGUGCUUUUGAUUUUGUUUGGGCGUUCGGGCGAAAUUACCAAAAUGCAAAUACCACAAUGAUAUGGCCCAAAAAGACUUUCAAAAGAGUAAAAUAAAUGUUGAUGAAGGAAACCAGAAGAAAUAUAUACAGAAGAUAAGAAUAUAUAUAUAUAGAAGAUCCAUAACAAAUUACAUGUGGCCGAAACACAAAUAAAACAUGCCCAAAGUGUACAAUUCUAGUGGAAUAAAAUAACUGUUGGCAACCAGAUAAACUAACACACACGCUUUACCACCGGGUUUUCAAAAAAAAAAGCAAAAAGCCGCAAGAAGAUAAUACAACCGUAGUGGCGAUAUUGGAAAAAGUCUAAUCGUCGGAAACCGUAGGAAGAAAAACCUUUUCAUUUGCAUCUAAUCAUAAAGCACACAUCACCAACCAACCACAACACACACAGGCACUUAAAUAGACACAUCAGCAUCUCCCAAUACGCAAAGAGAGUAACAAAUGUGCCGCAUCAGCUAUACAACCAGCAACAGCCGGACCGGACUGGGACCGGGUUUAGCUGGCGUUGCUUCGAUAAAUGUAUCGAACACACUACUGUAGGGUGUAAAUUAAAACAAAAAUCCAGGUCAAAGUAUUGGGAAUUUAAGAGAAAACUAAAAAAAAAUCGAGAAAACAUAUUUAGAACAAAACAAUGAUGAUAAAAGGUUAAAAAGUAUCCAGCAGAUACCAUACACACAUUCACAAAAAUACACCGAAGUAUGGGAAAAUACUGAAACAACCGUGCUUAAUAUUCUAGACAUAGUAACAAUACUAAAAAGGGGCGACACUUGCGGGGGAUUUUGAUUAGGCGCUCGUGUGCGGAGCAGACGGUGCGCUGCUGUGCCGGUGGGUGGUGAAUGUAGUACGCGAAAUAACUAGGCAUGGCGCAUAAAUCAUCGUAUCACUAAACAACAAACGCGAAGAAACACAAAACUAAAAUCAUUGGAAUAUGUGCACAUACCACCACCACAGUGAUGCAAAUAGAGGAUACAUCACUUGAUAGCAUGCAAAAGAGAGUACACAAAACUGUAGAGUGCAGUGAAGCUGAAGUUAGAAAUUAAACCCACACGCUGGUAAACGAGCAGAAAAGGAAGCGGUGUAUUUGUUGUAGUUAUAUGAAUAAUUAUAAAUUAGUUAUUAUUAUUCGCGAAACACGCUAGGCAGUGAGAAUAUGGAAGAGAAGAUCGAUUCUUAAAGAGAACAGAACACUUUUUUUGUUUUGCAUAAAGGGCAAUGCGGUUUACCACUGGCAAAAGCACGCGACAGGGCUAGAACGUGUUUGUGGCACAGAUGAUGUGGGUCGGAGUGUGAUUUCCGUGCGCGUGUUGAGUAAGAACUAGCGAGUGUCAUGCUCUGCUCUGUGACGACGAAAAGGCUGGCUUUUGUUGUUCGUAUGGUAUGCGUGUUUGGGUGUGUAUGGGUGUGCGUGUAUGUGCUCGAAUGGGUCGCUCGCGUUAACUGUUGGCCGUUUUUAGCAAUGAUGAAAUUCACAUCGUUGUGUACACGAUUUAAGUAAAGAAGCAACUAAUAGUGAGCAAUGUUUAGAGGGAAAACAAAGCAUAUUUCCGAUCACAUCCUGGCUCCUUCCACCUUAAUGCAAACAUGAGUGACAAAUAGACAAAGGAGAAUCAUAAAAUAUCAAGUCUUAACCGCAUUCUCUGUGCACGAUAUGAACUAUGCAAAGCAUAAUUGUCGGGCGCCCUAUCUCAAGAAGUGG